AUGUCGUCAACCACUAGUGGAAAAACUGCAGCAACAUUGUCUCCUCUUCUGUUAAGGAAGGGUAUAAAAGGAAUAGCUGGGGACGUAAAGUCCGUCAAACCUUUGGGAUCUGGCGAUCUACUAAUCGAAGUUUUUCGCAAACAACAGGCGAUUAACCUACUGGGUACCACAAGUUUUGGAGGUAUCAGUGUUAUAGUGAAACCACACCCAUCACUAAACAGCAGCAAGGGGGUAAUCAGAUGCCCCGCCCUGCGCAAUGACGCUGAUGCCGCCAUACUGGAGUACUUCCAGGAGGAGGAGAUCACAGUCUCUGAGGUACGACGGAUUUUGUCCAAGAAAAACAAUAAGUUGGUUCCAACAGACACGUUUGUACUGACCUUUGCUACCCCAUCACUGCCUUCGGCCGUAGUGAUUGGUUACCAAAGGUGCAGUGUCUCCGUCUACAUCCCUAAUCCACUAAGAUGCCGUAAUUGCCAGAAGUACGGGCAUCCUUAA
Mizuhopecten yessoensis (Yesso scallop) is the source of this 495-nucleotide messenger RNA. RefSeq lists its product as uncharacterized. Lineage: Eukaryota; Metazoa; Mollusca; Bivalvia; Pectinida; Pectinidae. Bases 1 to 495 code for a protein of 164 amino acids. The record is from RefSeq and is a predicted model, not a curated record. The transcript has a single exon.